AUGACCUCUUCUAAAAACUCGAAUAAAACGAUAAAAAGGCGUGGAGUCUUGCGCUUCAUCAAGUUUAUGAAAACAACGCACCCCAACGUGCAACCUUUCCCUCUUGAAGCAAAAUAUCUUGAUGAAUUCGCUAUUUAUAUAAAGGGCAAAGUGAACAAUAAAAACAUAAUAUAUUAUUUAACCAACAUCAAAGCUCAUAAUGAAGCUCUAUCAUACAUAUUAGAUUACAAUGCUUAUGAGGCUACUAAGCAAAAAGUCAAAAAUAAACAAAGCACGAAUGUUAGCACUCAAACAUUAAAUGCUGAUCAAGAAUUGUCUCACCAUAUUCAAGCUGCCGUUCAAACUGCUGUCCAAGAUUUGGAUUCUCGUUUUCAAGCUGUUGUUCAAACAGCUGUCCAAACGGCUGUUCAAACGGCUGUUCAAACGGCUGUUCAAACUGCC
Messenger RNA from Racocetra persica, 441 nucleotides. The record is from the annotation of a GenBank genome assembly. Lineage: Eukaryota; Fungi; Glomeromycota; Glomeromycetes; Diversisporales; Gigasporaceae.